AUGAAAAUUACAUACCUUGGUUUAUUAUUCUUGUUUGUUACAUUGAUCGGCGUAGCUAAUUCUUAUCCACGUAAAGUUGAUGCAUGCGCGAAUAUUCAUAAUGAUCAUAUAUCUGGAAAAUCAUUGUUUAAAUAUGAAGACGUAAAAGCUUGUUACGAAGCAUUUCCAUUUGAUAAAGAUAAUGCAACACGGACGAUAGAAACAUUAAAGAGUAUUUUUGCAAAUUUCUAUUCAUUUUUGGACCAAGCAAGAGAUCCUCCAACAAAAGGAUUUACUUAUAGGUCUAUUGAUGUGUUGUCAGAAUUAGAUUUACUAUUAAAAAACAACUAUACAACUGAUAUUCAAUUUAUGUAUGAUAUUAUAGAUGUUGUUAGAACAUUGAAGGAUGCACACACUUCAUUUUAUACUGCUUGUUAUGAGGCAUUUAAUUUCGAUCAACAGUUUUCAAUGUAUUCAAUUGUUAAGCAUGAUGGAACGCAGCAAAUUAAGGUUUUUAAUGACUCAAUUGAUCCAAAAAAUAUCGACUGUCAAGUUACGCAUAUCGAUGAUGAACCCGCAAUGGAUGUAAUUAUUAAAUAUGCUAACGAUUCUAUAAGAACAUCAAGAGAUUUAGGUGUUCGAUUUAAUAAUGCCCUUGCAUCUCUCACUCUUCAAGGUGGAAAAAUUCGUUUAGAUAGCUUUUCACAACAGUUCACUAGUCGAAUAUUACUUCCGAAAAAUCCUACUAUUUCUUACACUCUUGAUUGUGAUGGAAAAAUUAAUAAAAUUACUCGAGGAUGGAAAGUCACUGCUCGUAAUGAUAGUAUGUUUAAUAAUUUUACUGAUUCUACUUCUUAUUGGAACAAUAUAUGCAUAAAUCAACCUCUUCAAGCGAGAUCAGGAUUAUCGUAUGAGAGUAAAAGAGAACUAGAUGAAUAUGUACCCACAUUAGAAGAAGGAAAAUUAAUUAUUGAUGCUUAUAUCAUUAGAUUUUAUACAUUACGGGACUUUGGUGUCGCUGUAAUUUCUACUGAAUCUAUUGAUGAUCAAUAUAUUUUAAAUGGAUUGCUGUUUAUAGAUUUAUUAUCUACCAUAAAUCAAGGAUUUCAAUCAUUUGCAAAUAUGGGCAUUAAAAAGGUCGUUUUGGAUUUAACAAAUAAUGGAGGUGGAGCUGCUUUUAUAGCUCAUUAUAUUACUCAACUCUUAUUUAGGGACAUUAGGAAUUUUCCAUUUGAUGUAAAAAUUACUGAGGCAGCAAAACUUGUGAUAGAACAAUCUACUGCCAAAAAUUCUGGUAACGAAUUCGACAUUAACAAUAAUUAUAUUUCCGAAAAAACGAAUACUUCGUUUACUAAUGUCUCAGACUUUAUUGGAAACAACUAUUAUAUACGUGGUGGAAUAGAAAUACUAACAAAAGCAUGGUAUCAUCAUCAAUGUCAAGAAUAUACUAGUUUAGAACUAGACCCAACAAAAUUUGAACAAAUGAUCAAAGCUAUUAAUCCCUAG
Molecule: messenger RNA, 1485 nt
Organism: Dentiscutata heterogama
Lineage: Eukaryota; Fungi; Glomeromycota; Glomeromycetes; Diversisporales; Gigasporaceae
Source: the annotation of a GenBank genome assembly